ACACACGCCCCCCCCCCUCCUUCGGUAGAGGAAGUGGAUUCGCUGACAGGGCUGGGCAGCGGCGACACGGCGACGCGAGAAACGGAGAGAAACACGAAGAAACCGAGCCAACGAGCCUAAACGAGCCACCAGAUCCACCUGCUCGCGUUCGUUCCUCCUCCGCAAAACCGACCCUCGGCGCCGCAGACAUGAAUGAUCAGCAGUUAGACUGUGCUCUGGACCUGAUGAGGCGUCUGCCUCCACAGCAGAUCGAGAAGAAUCUCAGUGACCUCAUUGACCUGGUGCCCAGCCUGUGUGAGGAUUUGCUGUCCUCUGUGGAUCAGCCUCUGAAGAUCGCCAGGGAUAAGGUUGUGGGGAAAGACUACCUGCUCUGUGACUAUAACCGUGAUGGCGACUCCUACAGAUCUCCGUGGAGUAAUAAGUACGAGCCCCCCAUUGACGAUGGCGCGAUGCCCUCCGCUCGUCUGAGGAAGCUGGAGGUGGAGGCCAACAAUGCCUUCGACCAGUACAGGGACCUGUAUUUUGAGGGCGGAGUUUCGUCCGUGUACCUGUGGGAUUUGGAUCACGGUUUUGCCGGAGUCAUCCUGAUUAAGAAGGCCGGAGAUGGCUCCAAAAAAAUUAAAGGUUGCUGGGACUCCAUCCACGUGGUGGAGGUGCAGGAAAAGUCCAGCGGUCGUACGGCUCACUAUAAACUCACGUCCACUGUGAUGCUGUGGCUGCAGACGACCAAGACUGGCUCUGGAACUAUGAAUUUGGGCGGAAGCCUCACCAGACAGAUGGAGAAAGAUGAGACGGUUAGUGAGUCCUCUCCACACAUCGCCAACAUCGGCCGCCUGGUGGAGGACAUGGAGAAUAAAAUCCGCUCCACUCUGAACGAGAUCUACUUCGGCAAGACCAAGGACAUCGUUAAUGGCCUGAGAUCUAUUGAGUCUCUCCCUGAUAAUCAGAAGUACAGGCAGUUGCAGAGAGAGCUCUCUCAGGUUCUCACUCAGCGUCAGAUCUUCAUAGAGUAGUUCUGGAGGAGUGUUCAGACGCUGGCUGAUAAGUCCAAGCAGGAGGCUCUGCGGACCGACCUGAUCGGAGCGCUAAACAAACGCAAACAGCAAAGCUAGAGACGCCCUCCCUCAUCAUCCCUCGCUUCUCUCUCUCUCUCUCGCUCUCUCUCUCUCUCUCUCUCACGCUCCCCCUCACCUCAUGUUUAAUUUGUUCUAGUUUUGUCGUCUCUCGUCACCGCUGAGCUGCGGCGUCUGUCCGGUCCCGCCUGAGGAAAACAAACGACAAAAAAGGAGAAAAUGCAUUUGCUUUUUGUUUUGUUUUUGUUUUUGUUUUAUUUUGUAUUGAUGCACGUUACGAGGCGUCUCAUUCUUUUCCCUCUUUAAAACAUUCACUCUCUCUCUUUCUCCCCCCCCCCGUCUCUCUCACUCUCUCACUGAGUAGUAUUAUAUUAUAUUCUGACGGUUAGAGAUAAAUCUCCCUUCUUUUUCCCUCUGCCUCUCUUCUCUUUCUCUCUUCUCUUUUCUCUCUCUCUCUCUCUCUCUCUCUCUCUGUCUUUCUCUUCUCAGUUUCAGCCUCUCUCUCUCUCAGCUUUGCACUCUGUUAUUUUUGUUUGGGGGUGGUUAUAUUACGUGUUUUGUUUUUUGUUUUUUUUGUUUUUUUGGUCUGUUUUUGUUUUUGUAAAGCUUAAGAUUCAUGUAUUAUUGGAGCCUCCAGCAACAAUAAAAACAGUGAAAUUCUAGAAGUGUAGAACCGUAAAUUGUUCCUCUCUGACCGUGUGCUGCCCGCAAACGGCUGGUGAUCUUUAAAAGUGUACAAAACAGCAUCUCGGCGCUUCACGCGCACCACAGGAGUCGAAAAGGAAUGAAACUAAUAAAAAACAAGAGUUUGGAGAUUUUC
This is a messenger RNA of Colossoma macropomum (tambaqui), 1893 nucleotides long. RefSeq names its product capping actin protein of muscle Z-line subunit beta (gene capzb). The coding region runs from base 189 to 1013 and encodes 274 amino acids. Gene Ontology annotation, cellular component: F-actin capping protein complex; cytoplasm. Gene Ontology annotation, molecular function: actin filament binding. The record is from RefSeq and is a predicted model, not a curated record. Gene Ontology annotation, biological process: regulation of lamellipodium assembly; cell morphogenesis; negative regulation of filopodium assembly. The transcript has 10 exons. Lineage: Eukaryota; Metazoa; Chordata; Actinopteri; Characiformes; Serrasalmidae.